This is a messenger RNA of Gastrolobium bilobum, 330 nucleotides long. Its product is annotated as classical arabinogalactan protein 1-like. The record is from RefSeq and is a predicted model, not a curated record. Lineage: Eukaryota; Viridiplantae; Streptophyta; Magnoliopsida; Fabales; Fabaceae. The transcript has a single exon. The coding region runs from base 1 to 330 and encodes 109 amino acids.
AUGGCUCGCUCCGCUUUUGUUUUUGUGCUUAUGGCUGCAUUGCUCUUGAGCUACACAAUGGCUCAAUCUCCAGCUUCGUCGCCGGUGGCCACUCCACCGAGGAAAGCUAAGACAGGUCAUGCGGUGUCUCCGUCUCCGGCGGUCUCUCCAUCAACUAACUCACCAUCGGUUUCACCCAAUCAACCUUCUGCUGCUCCUGCCAACUCUCCAUCGUCCAUCUCUUCUCCACCAUCUGAAGCACAAGGUCCUUCCAGCGGUGCCUUUUUGAACAGAUUCACCGUCACUGGAUCUGCUGCCGUCGUUAUUUUCGCUGCGUCUUUGCUCAUCUAG